This is a messenger RNA of Gopherus flavomarginatus (Mexican gopher tortoise), 1216 nucleotides long. It is a transcript of the gene NUS1, whose product is annotated as NUS1 dehydrodolichyl diphosphate synthase subunit. Gene Ontology annotation, molecular function: ditrans,polycis-polyprenyl diphosphate synthase [(2E,6E)-farnesyl diphosphate specific] activity. The transcript has 5 exons. Gene Ontology annotation, cellular component: dehydrodolichyl diphosphate synthase complex; endoplasmic reticulum membrane. The coding region runs from base 226 to 1074 and encodes 282 amino acids. The record is from RefSeq and is a predicted model, not a curated record. Lineage: Eukaryota; Metazoa; Chordata; Testudines; Testudinidae.
CGGGUCAAAGGGCAGGCGAAGAACCAAGAUGGCGGCGCUAGCGGCAGCGGCUGAGCAGAUGAGGCGGUGUCAGUGAGGAGCAGGACAGUGGCUGGGCUGGGCAAGGCGUGGGUGGCGAUGAGGGUGCGUGGCGCGCGCUGUGGCUGAGGAUCCCUCGCACCCUCUAGCCGUCCCGCGCACCUGCCCCUCUCAGCUGGUGCCCCGGGCUCGCGCUCGCUCCUCUCCAUGAGCGGCGCGUGCGAGCUGGUGUGGCGCCUGCUGCACGCCCUGCUCUGCCUGCUGCGCGCGCUGCUCUCGUGGCUCCGCGGCCGGCUGCGGGGAGGCCCCCGCUCGUGGCUCUGGCGCUGGUGGCGCCGCGCGGCCUCUGCCGCCGCCUCCUGCGCGCUCCUGGCGCCCGCCGCCGGGGCCUUCGCUUUCCACAAGCCGGGCGCGGCGCGGCGGGUGCCGCGCGGGCGGGGGCGCUGGGACGGGCGGUCCCUGGAGAAGCUGCCGGUGCACAUGGGGCUGGUGGUGACCGAGGAGGAGCCGAGCUACGCGGACAUGGCCAGCCUGGUGGUGUGGUGCAUGGCGGUGGGCAUCUCCUACGUCAGCGUCUACGACCACCACGGAAUCUUCAAGAGGAAUAACGCAAGGCUGAUGGAUGAAAUUUUAAAACAGCAGCAGGAACUCUUGGGUCUAGAUUGCUCCAAAUAUACAGUGGAAUUUGCAAAUCAAGACAAAACAGACCAAGUUUUAAAUUGCCAAUCUACAUUGAAAGUGCUGUCCCCAGAAGAUGGAAAGGCAGACAUAGUGAGAGCUGCUCAGAACUUCUGCCAGUUGGUAGCACAACAGCAAAGAAAAUAUACGGACCUGGAUGUGAAUGUCUUAAACAACUUACUAAGUAGUAAUAAAGGUUUCCCUGACCCUGAUUUAAUUUUGAAGUUUGGUCCUGUGGACAGCACAUUAGGAUUCCUUCCCUGGCACAUCAGACUGACAGAGAUCAUUUCUUUGCCUUCACACCUGAAUAUCAGCUAUGAAGAUUUUUUUUCUGCCCUCCAUCACUAUGCAGCCUGUGAGCAGCGUUGGGGAAAAUGAUUUCUUGUUGAACACUCUGUCAGGCUUUCCAUGGAAAGGAUCCAGUAUCUCUGUUUACAAGCACCCUGUGAUCUGAACAAGUCUGGUUCAUAGUAAUUUUCUUAAUUUAUCAACAAACUCAAUAAAGUGUCUUACCUUUCUA